AUGGAUCUGAAGGACGGGGUAGAGGAAGAAGAAGGAGCAGGAGAAAACGGAAAAGGAGGCACACAUGCUCAAAGAGUGUCCGACACACACUUGCGCUGCCUCCCUUUUCUGGCAAGAAAGGAGAGAGAGACUAACUUUGACACCUCCAUGCUAAGCGCAGGAAUGAAUCAAUUACUAGACCUUGAGGACUACAUGUUCCAGCGGAUUCAGGGACCAGAAGAGCCCUCAGCAGAAACAUCAGUCGGAGGGUUUUGUGACGAUCGGCUCUGUCAGUAUGGGAACAUGUUUUCAGGUUACGGGGCAUGUGGAACCUAUUUUGCACCAGAAGCGCCAUAA
This is a messenger RNA of Caenorhabditis elegans, 336 nucleotides long. RefSeq lists its product as uncharacterized. The transcript has a single exon. Lineage: Eukaryota; Metazoa; Nematoda; Chromadorea; Rhabditida; Rhabditidae. The record is from RefSeq and is marked reviewed. Bases 1 to 336 code for a protein of 111 amino acids.